ACUCCCCUUACAAGUUACAAGCAAGUAACUGCUCUCUCUCUCGUCAUUCUAACGAACAAGGCAACUGCACGAAAAUUCGCGCCAUCAGAUCGCCGACGAGCCUAGAUUCGGAACCAUGGGGUUUCAUGGUGAAAAAGGUCGGCCCAGCAAAAGGCAUAAAUCUUCAUCCAAGGAGGAUCACCGGAACGCAUUUGUUGAAGACGAAGAUGCUUAUUAUGGAGAAGAUUUCGACGAAGAUAGUCGUGAUGAAACAAAAAAGAGGGAUUUCACUAAGCUAGAACUGAAGCCUGAUCAUGCUAAUCGUCCAUUAUGGGCUUGCGCCGAUGGUCGGAUCUUUCUUGAAACGUUCUCGCCCUUGUACAAACAAGCUUAUGAUUUUCUCAUCGCCAUUGCCGAGCCUGUUUGCAGGCCGGAAUCAAUGCAUGAAUACAACCUUACACCCCACUCACUGUAUGCUGCCGUAUCGGUUGGACUAGAGACAGAAACUGUUAUCACUGUCUUAAAUAAAUUGUCGAAAACAAAGCUCCCCAAGGAGAUGAUUGAUUUCAUUCAUGCUUCUACUGCCAAUUAUGGAAAAGUAAAGCUCGUGCUGAAGAAGAACCGAUACUUUGUAGAGUCCCCAUUCCCAGAGGUGCUGAAGACAUUGCUUCGAGACGAUGUUAUAUCUCGAGCGAGAAUUUCAUCUGAGGGUUCACAUGGCAGUGAUGCAUUUACUGUGAGCAAAACAAUGGGUGAAAUAGAAGGUAGUCAUGAUGAGCUGCUGAAUGGAGUUGAGUUGGCAGCUGCAGCUGAGGAAAAAGAAACACAUUCAUUUGAAAUUGACCCUGCUCAGGUUGAGAAUGUGAAGCAACGUUGCUUGCCUAAUGCACUAAAUUAUCCUAUGUUGGAGGAGUAUGACUUUAGAAAUGAUACGGUUAAUCCAGAUCUUAACAUGGAACUGAAGCCUCAAGCACAACCACGGCCUUACCAGGAAAAGAGUCUUAGUAAAAUGUUUGGAAAUGGUAGAGCGAGGUCUGGGAUUAUUGUUCUACCUUGUGGUGCUGGAAAGUCUCUAGUUGGUGUUUCUGCAGCAUGUCGAAUAAGAAAGAGUUGCCUUUGCUUAGCAACAAAUGCUGUCUCUGUAGAUCAAUGGGCUUUCCAGUUCAAGUUGUGGUCUACCAUACGAGAUGAACAAAUCUGCCGUUUCACAUCUGACAGCAAAGAAAGAUUUCGUGGUAAUGCUGGUGUGGUUGUGACCACAUACAACAUGGUUGCCUUUGGUGGUAAACGAUCUGAAGAGUCUGAAAAGAUCAUUGAGGAAAUAAGAAAUAGAGAAUGGGGAUUGCUUCUUAUGGAUGAGGUUCAUGUGGUUCCUGCACACAUGUUCAGAAAAGUUAUCAGUAUCACCAAGUCUCAUUGCAAACUUGGGCUCACUGCAACUCUUGUGAGAGAGGAUGAACGCAUAACAGAUUUGAACUUCCUUAUUGGUCCUAAGUUGUAUGAAGCUAACUGGUUGGAUUUGGUAAAGGGGGGAUUCAUUGCAAAUGUUCAGUGUGCUGAAGUAUGGUGUCCAAUGACAAAGGAGUUCUUUGCUGAAUAUUUAAAAAAGGAAAAUUCCAAGAAAAAACAGGCCCUUUAUGUUAUGAACCCAAACAAGUUCAGGGCUUGUGAGUUUCUGAUAAGGUUCCAUGAGGAGCAGCGUGGUGAUAAGAUCAUUGUUUUUGCUGAUAAUCUCUUUGCAUUGACUGAGUAUGCAAUGAAGCUUCGGAAGCCCAUGAUCUAUGGUGCUACCAGCCACAAUGAAAGGACAAGAAUUCUAUAUGCUUUCAAGCAUAGUCCAGAUGUAAAUACUGUUUUUCUUUCAAAGGUAGGUGACAACUCAAUAGAUAUCCCUGAGGCAAAUGUCAUAAUCCAGAUCUCAUCUCAUGCUGGUUCACGGCGACAAGAAGCCCAAAGAUUGGGUCGUAUUCUUAGGGCAAAGGGUCGGCUUCAGGAUAGAUUGGCGGGUGGUAAAGAAGAAUAUAAUGCUUUUUUCUAUUCUCUAGUGUCUACAGAUACACAGGAGAUGUACUACUCUACUAAGAGGCAACAAUUUUUGAUUGACCAGGGUUACAGCUUCAAGAUCAUUACAAGCUUGCCACCUCCUGAUUCAGGAGAUAUGUUGAGCUUUCACCGUUUGGAUGAGCAAUUGGCACUUCUUGGGAAGGUGUUGAGUGCUGGUGAUGAUGUUGUUGGUUUAGAGCAAUUAGAAGAAGAUGCAGAUGAUAUUGCCCUUCAGAAAGCCCGUCGUUCCGUUGGAUCAAUGAGUGCAAUGUCUGGAGCUAGUGGGAUGGUUUACAUGGAAUAUAACACUGGACGGAGCAAGCAUCCUGGGCAGGGCCAGAUUAAGAGUAAGCCCAAGGAUCCUUCCAAGAGACAUUUCUUGUUUAAGAAGCGCUUUGGUUGAAACAUCUCCACUGCUUAUCUGGUUCUUGGUUGCGUAUCUUCAUCUGUGGUUUAGUACAACCGAUUCCGCUACACAUUCCUCAUAUGCUAUCUACAAAGAUUUCUGCCAUCAAUUGGAUUUUUGAGUAGAGGAAUAUGGGUUAAGCGUCUGAGUGACAUUCAACAUCCAGGUGCUGCUAAGUUUUUGUACUGUGCCUUUUUUGAACUUCAAAAAUGCAGGUUCAAAACCUUGUAAAUUAAUGAAGUGGUUAGAGUUGGAAACAUGCACGGGAUUAAAGAAAUGGCAUGAUAAUAUAGAAAAGUUACUUCUGAUACUGGGAGAAGGGGUAUAGUCGAAGCAGCCAAGAUUGUGAAUGUGAACGCCAAUGGUCUGAAACAGAAACGAGUAGAAACACUGCUAAAACGAGCUUUUUAAUUCGUUGAUGACACUUAGAUAGGAAUUGCAUGUAAGAGCGAAUUUCAAUCUGUUUAGUAUCCUUUCUGGUAAUAAUACCUGAGAAAGGCAAUGAAAUGAAAUGUAAUGAUAGAAGUGCAGGCUAUUUUAUUGAACGGUCUUACUAGUGCUACUGCUCCUGGUUGAAUCGUUUUUGUCUAA
This is a messenger RNA of Nelumbo nucifera (sacred lotus), 3019 nucleotides long. Its product is annotated as general transcription and DNA repair factor IIH helicase/translocase subunit XPB1. Gene Ontology annotation, biological process: transcription initiation at RNA polymerase II promoter; nucleotide-excision repair. Gene Ontology annotation, cellular component: transcription preinitiation complex; transcription factor TFIIH holo complex; nucleotide-excision repair factor 3 complex. Lineage: Eukaryota; Viridiplantae; Streptophyta; Magnoliopsida; Proteales; Nelumbonaceae. The record is from RefSeq and is a predicted model, not a curated record. Gene Ontology annotation, molecular function: DNA binding; ATP binding; hydrolase activity.